This is a messenger RNA of Paraglomus brasilianum, 681 nucleotides long. NCBI's taxonomy places the organism in Eukaryota, Fungi, Glomeromycota, Glomeromycetes, Paraglomerales, Paraglomeraceae. The record is from the annotation of a GenBank genome assembly.
AUGUCUAUGAUUUCGUAUUGUAUAAUACUACUUUUUAUUGUAAAUAUUUUAAAUUACGAACAUUUUAUUUUUGGUGGUGCAUUGGCAGUAACAAAUGUAAUAUACGUCGGUGAUGGAGGCCCAUCUUAUAAUCCUCCCUUAACGUUUGCUUUGCCUGGAAACAUAGUAGAAUGGAGAUGGAGUAAAUUUACAUUGGGAACGUACGAAGUAGUUCAGACUACUGCACGGAACAGCUGCAUCCCUCUUGGGGGAGGAUUUAAAUCUAGUUCAUUGGCAGCAGGUGGACAGGCAGAUAACCGAUUCAACAUAACAAUCUCUCAGAAAUCUGGAGAGAUAUAUUAUGCAUGUAAUCUGAACAAUCACUGCGCAAAUAAUAAUAUGCAAGGUGUAAUAAGAAUUCUUUCUUCUCCUAAUGCCGCCUCGUCUACGUCAACCAACAGUUCAUCUAGCGAUUCAUUUGGUAAUGGGUUGGCAUGGAGCAAACUGCGAACAUUAUUGUUAGUCUUAAUCCCAGUGUAUUUGCUUGUCGUUGCCUGUAUUUCUCUUGCAUGUUAUAGACAUCUGAAAAAGGAUAAUGGAACAAGAAAUGUGAGUGCUGAGAGUCUAGCUGGCGAAGUAAGGGAACGUAAUGCGAACGGACUUCGAUUUUAUGGAAGAGAAAUAAGAACGUCGAUGACAUGA